This is a messenger RNA of Schizophyllum commune H4-8, 486 nucleotides long. RefSeq lists its product as uncharacterized. The transcript is spliced from 2 exons. The record is from RefSeq and is a predicted model, not a curated record. The coding region runs from base 1 to 486 and encodes 161 amino acids. Lineage: Eukaryota; Fungi; Basidiomycota; Agaricomycetes; Agaricales; Schizophyllaceae.
AUGGAUGACCCUCAAUACUCUGGGGUCAAGCCACUUUUAGGCGACAUAUGCCUGACGCUUGCGUCUCGAGGAGACGGGACCUUCCACUGGACAAUCACGCUUCCGCACGACGAAAACGCCGGUCUGAAGCUUCAUGCUUCAAAUAAGCAAGGUCCUUGGCGUUUUCUCGCCGAAGAGUACACCUACAAGAGUACUCCUGAGCUUUGCAUAAUUAUGAAGAUCGGACACCUGGGGUCCCAUACUCCGGAGUCCGUCAAGCGUAUGGUCGAGGCACUGCCGAUGGACGUGCUUGAGCCGUUCGCUGCAAAGGAGCCCAGAUUUACGUGCAGAGUUUGGGUCAAGCAGGCGAUAGUACUGCUCAACGAAAAUGACGUCCUCCAUGUCGAUGUAGAGGACGUGGAGAAAGCUGCUUGGGCUUCGGGCGCGGAGCAUGACCCAAAGACUAUUACCGGAGCUCCUUACAUGUUCUGUGUCUAUGCUAACUGA